AGAUUACAAUCAGAAAUCAUUAUUAAAAUAGUCGUGAAAAUAACUUGCGGCUACGCAGCAAAGAAAACGCGGCGAAAUUCAAAUAAAAAACGCGACUGUAAGCUGGCGCCCUCGGUCGCUCAACCUACAUAUGUAUCGUAAAAUUACUGAAAUUUCUAGAACUUUCGGUCGGCGGAAGAUAACUUUCCAGAAAGUUACUAGCAAGCACGCGUGGUUCUUUUCCCCAGAACGGUAUAAGCUGAGCAGUCAGCAUUUCUCGUGCACACGCGCAACUCGCAACCAAGGGCAACGAUUUUGGAACGUUUUUGCAAGCAAGAGACGCAAACUCGUAAUUAGUUUACACCAAUUUACGUUGAUAUCAAAGUUCAGUUCAAGACUUUUACAUAUUUUCUCACUACGACAAUUGUCAAUAAAGUUUUGACACGACAUUUCUUGUGAGCAUAUACCGCUAUAUCGAUUGCCUACCACGAGAGUUUUCUGCACCUGAACCUAGAAUAAUCGCACAGAUUCGACAUCACUGCACAUCAGAACAUCUGGUGUUGCUUUCAAGGUGAUAGUUUGUGAGAUCGUUUCAAGUUCAGCAGUUUUGAAAAUAUGGCUAAGUGGGGUGAAGGUGAUCCACGUUGGAUUGUUGAGGAAAGGCCUGAUGCCACUAAUGUCAACAAUUGGCAUUGGACUGAGAAAAAUGCAUGUGCUUGGUCACAAGAAAAGAUCAAGGAUCUUUUCAAGGAUGCCAUCAUCGAAGGGGAUGGUUUCAAAUGUAAGAUUUUUGAAGUUGAGAAAUGUGAAGGAGAAGCGGUUGCGAAUAACAGAAAAGGAAAAUUAAUAUUCUUCUAUGAAUGGAACAUUGUACUCAAAUGGAAAUGUCCUUCUGAGAAAGAUCCAAAAAAGAAAAUUGAAGGUAAAAUUAAUAUUCCUAAUUUGUCGGAAGAAAAUGAAAUAUCUGAAGUGGAGAUUGAAUUCACUCUUAAAGAUAGCACAGAUGAAGGAGAACGCAUAAAGCAACUCUUGCAUACAAAAGGGAAAGAGAGUAUUAGAGAAAAACUGAAACAAUAUGUAUCAAGCUUGAAAGAAGAGUUUACUAAAGGUAUGAUUCUUCCAAAGAAAGAGGAGAUGAAAGAUAACAUCACGAACAUAACAUCAGGUUUCAAUAGCAAAAUGCAGAUGAAUGCUACUAUUAAUUCAAAUAAUAAUCAAUCUGUUGAUUGCAAAGUCGUUACUACGACAGUAAAACAGCAACAAAAGUUUAUGUGUAGAGCGCAAGAGUUUUACAAUGUCAUGACAAUAUCUGAGAUGGCGGUGGCAUUUACGAAAGGUCCGGUAAAACUUGAAGCCAAGAAGGACGGCAAAUUUGAAUUCUUUGGUGGUAAUAUUUAUGGAGAGUUCGUAGAACUUUCGCCAACGAAAAUUGUGCAAAAAUGGAGAUGCAGAUCAUGGCCUGCUGGACAUUUCAGUAACGUAGUUAUGGAUAUCUCUGAAAAAAGUGACCAUACAGAAGUUAAUCUAACGCAGACUGGAGUUCCUGUGAGCGAGGAAGAUUCAACGAAAAAAAAUUGGGAACGAUAUUACUGGGAAUCAAUUAAGCGAACCUUCGGUUUUGGCAUUUUCAUGUGAUUUAACUCUAUUGCGCCUUUAAUUGUCAUUUUAUAUACACAUAAGCGAGUACGUAAUUGUUGUACGCGCAGCCGUCACUACCCUUGCCGUGAAGGGUCUUUGCUACGUAGGUAUUAUACAUAUUUAUUAAUGAGUAAAUAAAGUGUCGAGAGGACGUCUGCGCGAAACGACGUUUUACUCGUUAAUGUGUUCUCACAAACGUAAUGGCGAAGCACAAUAUUGUAUCACCGAUUAUUGCGAUGCCAAGAAUCCAGCUUCACUCUUUUGACGCAGGUUUCGUAUAGGGUGUUUUCUGGAGAAUUUCGCGAAAUUUCGAUGAUCAGGCGCAGAAAACGAAUAUUUACAAUGCGUUACCUUCGUUUUUGAAUAAAAAAUAGUGCAAAUUAUGUAUAUUUUGUAAUGCAACAGACAUACGAAACAACAUGAUAAAAACAAACUGUCGGUUACAAAAAUAUUUUACUUUCGGAUUUUUCUUUUACGUAACUAAACAAUUUUAUAAUCUUGUAAUCAUUCAUUUCAUCAUGAUCUUUAUAAAAGAUUUCCAUUUUUUAAAGCAAUGCUUAAGUUCACUUGAUUUAAAUAUUAAUUGAACAAUUUUAUACGGCAAUGUUUAUAAAACAAAAAUAAACUACAAAUGUA
Molecule: messenger RNA, 2253 nt
Organism: Phymastichus coffea
Lineage: Eukaryota; Metazoa; Arthropoda; Insecta; Hymenoptera; Eulophidae
Product: activator of 90 kDa heat shock protein ATPase homolog 1
Exons: 9
Coding region: 595-1614 (339 amino acids)
Biological process (GO): protein folding; positive regulation of ATP-dependent activity
Cellular component (GO): cytosol
Molecular function (GO): ATPase activator activity; protein-folding chaperone binding
Source: RefSeq, a predicted model, not a curated record